This is a messenger RNA of Tribolium castaneum (red flour beetle), 5109 nucleotides long. It is a transcript of the gene RpI1, whose product is annotated as RNA polymerase I subunit A. Gene Ontology annotation, cellular component: RNA polymerase I complex. The record is from RefSeq and is a predicted model, not a curated record. The transcript is spliced from 10 exons. Gene Ontology annotation, molecular function: DNA binding. The coding region runs from base 218 to 5077 and encodes 1619 amino acids. Gene Ontology annotation, biological process: DNA-templated transcription. NCBI's taxonomy places the organism in Eukaryota, Metazoa, Arthropoda, Insecta, Coleoptera, Tenebrionidae.
UUUUAGUAACAGUUCCGUGCAGUGCAACCAACAUAAGCCUAAACCAAGUUUUUUUUGAAAAUUUUUCGCAUUUUCGCCGUUUUUCGAACGCAAAAACUAGCCAAAACAAUUGUAAAUGAAACGCCCAGUGUUUUUACAAUGCUUUUCAAUUACUAUUAAGUGAUAAUUGCCACACUUUGAUUUUGCGGUUAUGUGCAAGUGAAAAACGUGUCUCAACAUGUCCCGAAACAUCCGCAAGCACGACACGGGCCCCAAACACCUGUCUUUCGACUCGGUCGUGUUCUCCAUGUUCACGAAAGAAGAGAUCAAAAAAUUGUGCAUUACGAAAAUAUGCACCCCCUUGACUUUGGACCCCUUGGGGCACCCGUUGUCCGGCGGCCUCUACGACAAGUCUCUGGGCCCCAUGACCGAGAAGAGCGAGCCGUGCGGCACUUGCCGCAAAAACCUUUACUUUUGCCCGGGGCAUUUCGGGUACAUUGAGCUGCCCCUGCCUGUGGUUAACCCCAUUUUUUACCGCAUGAUUGGGACUAUUCUGCGGAUGGCUUGCCUGAGUUGUUUCCGGUUUCAAAUUCCCGAGCAUGUGAAAUAUUCAAUUACGCUGCAAAUUCGGCUUUUGAAUUGCGGGCUGGUCACGGAGGCUGUGGAAAUUGCCAAUAGCAUAGCACUGUUGAUUUUGGUGCACGAGUCGUUGGAGAAUAUUCCUGAAGAUGUGGUUUUGCCGAUUCGAAAGUACGAAACGUUGGCUCAGGAGAUGCAAGAAAAAUUGAACGGGGAAUACGUUCUAACGAAAAAUACUGAGACUUUACGCAAUCAGUUUGUGAACGAGAUGUUGCGCGAGGUGAAGGCGAGGGAGACUUGUAUGCACUGUAAACAUUCAAUGGAAAAAGUGCAAGUUUUGAGAAAUAAGAUUAUUCUCUCGAAGAAGCGAAACGUUGCCAAGGGGAGUACGGAAGUUUUGGGGAAAGUUAAGGCUUUUGAGGCGAAAUAUGUGACUCCUGAUGAGUCACGGACUUAUAUGAGAAACAUAUGGAAGGAGGAGAAGGAAUUGAUGAGGGAAAUUAUCGCCGUUUUAGGGGGGGUGGAGGGAGAGCACCCUACUGAUGUUUUUUAUUGGGAUGUUAUUCCGGUGAUUCCCCCAAAUAUGAGACCCGUCAAUAUUGUUAAUAGUCGUGUUAGUGAACAUCCGACUUCGCAAUUGUAUAAAAAUAUUAUUCAUAAUACAAUUCUUCUGAGAUUGAUUAUUCAAGUGGUGAAGAAUAAGGGGGACUUGGGUAGUCUUCCACCCGAAGCUAAGGGCGCCUACAACGUAUCCAAGGGCAGCUCUCCCAUCGAAAAACUGAACCUAGCCUGGGAAUCCCUCCAAUCCGAGGUCGACUCCCUCAUCGACACCACCUACAUCCGCAAUGCAAACGUCGCCGGUUUGAAACAAAUCAUCGAAAAGAAAACCGGAAUCAUUCGCAUGCACAUGAUGGGCAAACGUGUCAAUUUCUCCGCCCGUACCGUCAUCACACCCGACCCCAACCUCAACAUUGACGAAAUCGGCAUUCCGGAAGUUUUUGCCAAACAUCUGACGUAUCCCGUACCCGUGACGUCAUGGAACGUCGAAGAGUUGCGCAAAAUGAUAAUGAACGGACCGGACGUGCAUCCGGGCGCUGUCAUGGUCGAAUACGAAGACGGAACAAUAAAGCGUAUAAACACAAACAACACAACCCAACAAGAAAGCAUUCUGAAACGGCUUCUAACGCCCGAUAAAAUCGUGGGCUUCCGUGGCGUCAAACGCGUGCAUAGACACCUAUGCAACGGCGAUGUGCUUUUGUUGAAUCGACAGCCUACUUUGCACAAGCCGAGCAUAAUGGCACACACGGCCCGUGUCUUAAAAGGGGAGAAAACGUUCAGGUUACAUUACGCCAACUGUAAGGCGUACAACGCCGACUUUGAUGGCGACGAAAUGAACGCACAUUUCCCCCAAAACGAGUUAGCACGUAGCGAAGCUUACAACUUAGUUAACGUUUGUAACCAAUAUCUCGUACCAAAAGAUGGCACUCCCCUAAGUGGCCUUAUCCAAGAUCACAUGAUCGCAGGAGUGAAAUUAUCACUCCGGGGGCGAUUUUUCAACGAAGUCGAUUACAAACAUUUCGUUUUCCAAGCUUUGGCAAACAAAACUGGCAAAAUCAUCCUAUUACCACCGGCAAUCCUAAAACCGCGCCAACUAUGGUCCGGUAAACAAAUCCUCUCGACUGUUUUCAUUAACAUAAUCCCAGAAGGCCACGAACGCAUCAAUUUGACAGCGAGUGCGAAAAUCAGCGCUAAGGCGUGGCAGACGGCCCCGCCCCGCAAAUGGAAAGGGGGCGGUUCCCGCUUCACGGACCCCAAUACGAUGAGCGAGGCCGAGGUUGUGAUUCGCGGCGGCGAGUUGUUGGUGGGCGUGUUGGACAAGACGCAUUAUGGGGCCACGCCCUAUGGGCUUGUUCAUUGCAUGUACGAGUUGUACGGGGGCGUGUAUGCGACAGGGCUGUUGAGCGCAUUGGCUAAACUCUUCACGAGGUUUCUGCAAAAGGAGGGGUUUACUUUGGGCGUGCAUGAUAUCUUGACGGUGGAGAAGGCGGACCAGAGGCGGCGCCAAAUCAUCGAAGGGGCGCGGAAAAUCGGCCUUGACGUGAUCACGACCGCGCUCGACAUGCCCCGAGACUCCCCGAUCGAGGAAAUCGUCGACAAAAUCCGAGAAAAUAGCGUCAAAAACCCCAAAUGGAGGGCAACGGUUGACCGACAAUACAAAACGGCACUAGAUUCAUUCACGAAUGAUAUUAACAAGACUUGUUUACCGGCUGGUUUAGUGUUAAAAUUUCCUGAAAAUAAUCUCCAGUUGAUGGUACAAUCGGGCGCUAAAGGCACAACAGUCAAUACCAUGCAAAUUUCGUGUCUUUUGGGCCAAAUUGAGUUGGAGGGUAAACGCCCCCCUGUCAUGAUAAGCGGGAAAUCGUUGCCCAGUUUUCCAAUUUUUGAGUUUGCGCCACGUGCUGGUGGUUUUAUCGAUGGCAGGUUUAUGACUGGGAUCCAACCCCAAGAGUUUUUCUUCCAUUGUAUGGCAGGUCGUGAGGGGUUGAUUGAUACAGCUGUUAAAACUAGUCGUAGUGGGUAUUUACAGAGGUGUUUGAUUAAACAUUUGGAAGGUUUGACGGUUGGCUAUGAUUUGACAGUUCGUGAUAGUGACAAGUGUGUCAUCCAGUUUCUGUAUGGCGAAGAUGGAAUGGAUAUUUCAAAAUUGCAAUUUCUUAAUUCGAAACAGUUGGUCUUUUUGGCCGAUAACAGUAAAGGUAUGAUUGAUAAGAAGGCACUGAAGAUGUUGAAAGAUGAACAUCAGAAGUCGGUUAAAGCUCACAAACAACAAUUGGCCGAUUGGUGUGAAAAAUUCGGACACCCGUUACAGAGAGAACGAAAAAGUCCGUUUUCUUUGUUUUCGUCUGUGGUGCGUGCUAAGACCAAAGGAACAGAUUUUGGUACGAAGGAAAUGACCAAGUUGUGGAAAAAGGCCGACAAAGACAUAAAAGAUAGCUUCCGUCAGCAGUGCAUCCCCUGCCCCGACCCCGUCAACUCCAUCUACCAACCGGACCACCACUUCGGUUCCCUCAACGAAAAACUCGAAGAAUUGAUGAACACUUACCAAUCCACCAACAAAAAACAAACCAAACAAUUCCAAAACAUGCUAAAACUCAAAGCUAUGCGUUCACUGUGCGCUCCCGGCGAACCUGUCGGCCUCCUCGCAGCGCAAUCUAUCGGCGAACCUUCCACUCAGAUGACCCUCAACACGUUUCAUUUCGCCGGCAGAGGCGAAAUGAACGUCACCUUAGGUAUACCACGUCUGAGGGAAAUCCUGAUGAUGGCGUCGAAAAACAUCAAAACGCCCUCAAUGGAAAUCCCCUUCCUGCCUGUGGAAAACCUGGAGGAGAAGGCGGAGGAUUUGAGGAAAAUGUUGACAAGGGUCGUAGUUGCCGACGUUUUGGAAAAAGUUGAUGUCACAGUUGAAUUAAAUGUUGAGCCGGUCAGGCAACAUAGGUACACUCUGAGGUUCCAGUUUUUGCCCCGGAAGUACUACAAGAACGAUUUUUACGUCGGACCGAAGUAUAUUUUGAAGCACAUGACGCGCAAAUUCUUCGGCGAAAUGUUCACAGCGAUUAGGAAACUGUCCAAAGUGACCUCAAAUUUGGUAAUGAUGGACGAGGAAAAGCGUCAAAAAGCGUCAAACGACGACGAGGAGGAAACAAACGACGCAGACGCGAACGAAGACAGUUCCGACGAGGAGCCGGAAGACACCGAAGACGCGAAAACGGGCAACAAGUUCAAGCAAAUCCACGACGACCAAGAGCCGGAAGAGUCCGAACGCGAAGACUCCGGGGACGAGGACACCGAAACGGCGCCCCCUGUGGACGACAAAACGAACGAAGCGGUGGUUGAAAGCUACAAUUUCGCGCAAAACUACAUCUACGACACGAAAAAACACCACUGGUGCGAAAUCACAUUCGGACUUCCGCUCGAAUUCAAAAAACUCGACUUGACCGCCAUCUUGCGUGACGUCGCCGCGAAGUCCGUGUUGUGGGAAACCCCCAAUAUCAAGAGGGCUAUUACCUACAUGAAGAAUGAUGUUUUGACCUUACGGACCGACGGUAUUAAUAUUUUGGAAAUGUCGAAGUACCACGCCCUCUUGGAUUUGAACCGUUUGAAUUGUAAUGAUAUACACAAGAUGGCGGAGACUUAUGGGAUUGAAGCCGCCAUGAAAAUUAUAGUGAAGGAGGUUCAGGACGUGUUUAAUGUUUAUGGGAUUAAGGUCGAUCCGCGCCAUCUGUCGUUAAUUGCCGAUUAUAUGACGUUUAAUGGCACGUUUGAACCGUUGAGUCGUAAAGGGAUGGAAAGUAGUGCCUCACCGCUCCAACAGAUGACGUUCGAGUCGUCGCUCACUUUCCUACGUAAUGCUACGAUUGGUGGGAAAAGGGACAAUUUGACCAAUCCGUCCAGUUGUUUGAUGGUUGGAAAACCAUGUGUGACAGGGACGGGUUGUUUUGAGGUGUUGCACAAAAUGUGAGGUUUUGUUUAAAUAAAGUUUUGUUUUUAUUA